CUAGGCAAUCUCUAAAAGGUGAAGCUAUAAUUUGAGUAAUCAAUGGAACUCUUCAAAGUUACUCUUAGUCUCAUAGUAAUAGCUUCCCUCUCAGCCACUCUCUCCUCGGCUCACCCAGGCUUCAAUUUUGGCUGGGGUGGUCAUGGUGGAAGUAGUGGAUGGUCUUUUAGCCUUUUCCCUGAAUUUUAUCAGUUCUCUUGUCCCCAAGCCAAUGACAUUGUGAUGUCUGUGUUGGAGAGGGCCAUUGCCAAUGAGCCCAGAAUGGCUGCUUCUUUGCUUAGGCUUCACUUCCAUGACUGCUUUGUCCAGGGUUGUGAUGCCUCAGUAUUAUUGGAUGAUAGUGCCACAAUAGUUAGUGAAAAGAAUUCUGGGCCAAACAAAAAUUCUCUUAGAGGUUUUGAAGUGAUUGAUGAGAUCAAGGCCAAGUUGGAAGAAGCGUGUCCUCAAACUGUCUCUUGUGCAGACAUUCUCGCCCUUGCUGCUCGUGGCUCCACCGUAUUAAGCAGUGGACCGAAUUGGGAGCUACCAUUGGGAAGAAGGGACUCAAAGACAGCAAGCUUAACUACCUCAAACACUAAUAUUCCCCCACCAAACUCUACUCUCCAAAACCUUGUAACAUUGUUCAAGCGUCAAGGACUCGAUGAAGUUGAUCUUGUUGCACUCUCAGGGGGGCAUACAAUUGGUAUGGCAAGGUGUGUGACAUUCAAGCAAAGGCUCUACAACCAAAAUGGAAACAAUCAACCUGAUCAAACUCUUGACAAGGGCUACUACUAUAAUUUGAAAUCAGUUUGUCCUAAAUCAGAUGGUGACAAUAACAUCUCUCCCUUGGACUUUGCCUCCCCAGCAAAAUUCGACAACACAUAUUUCAAGCUCAUCCUGUGGGGAAAAGGGCUCCUCACUUCAGAUGAAGUGCUUUUCACAGGAAGUGCUGGGACUACUAUGCAAUUGGUUAAGAGAUAUGCUGAGGAUGAGAGCCUAUUCUUCGACCAGUUUGCUAAGUCUAUGGUCAAGAUGGGAAACAUAAGCCCUCUCACUGGUUUUAAGGGUGAAGUUAGGAAGAACUGUCGCCAAGUUGAUUGAGCAACUAAUUAUCUACUUAAACAGUUAAACUGUUUGAUUAAUAAUGCCUUUAUGUAGUGUUGAUUGACAUCCGGUUCUGGUGAAGCUAUGUGAUGUUUGAUUAUUGUUUGUAAUGUAAGCGAGAGCUUUUUAGUAGUACCACUUUUUUUAGAAGAUUUUUUUUUU
Molecule: messenger RNA, 1245 nt
Organism: Quercus robur (English oak)
Lineage: Eukaryota; Viridiplantae; Streptophyta; Magnoliopsida; Fagales; Fagaceae
Product: peroxidase 9-like
Exons: 4
Coding region: 43-1080 (345 amino acids)
Biological process (GO): hydrogen peroxide catabolic process; response to oxidative stress
Molecular function (GO): peroxidase activity; heme binding
Source: RefSeq, a predicted model, not a curated record